GGACAUAAAGGACAAGAUGGGGGACCGGGUUCAGAUGCAACGGACAGCCACUCUGAAGUAGGUUGUUUACUUACAGACCCACCCACGGUUUUUUAACUUUUGACAUGGACCAGUUAGGGAAAAUCUGUCGAUGCCACUGGAAAGAACGCAUCAAAGUUGGUAGAAUUGCCAAGUUUGAAAGUGAUGUGCCUUAAGCGAGCAAAGAUAUAGUUUCUGAAAGUUGCGAAAAUUUGCUGUCGUUUGUAUGGUAGAGGGCAAGUUUUUAAACUUUUUUAUGCCCCCGGCCUCCAUACAAACGUCUGUAAAAUUUCGCGACUUUGAGGAGCCAUAUCUUUGUUAGUUUUCCACAAAUCACUUCCAAACCUGGCACUUAGUUUUGCCAGUUUAAACGCGCUUUUUCCAGUGGAGUAGGCGGAUUUCCCUAACUUGUUCAUGUCAAAAGUUGAAAGAAGCCGUGGAAGGAUAAGAAAAUCGUGGAGCAUAAGAAAAAAUAAACCAUGUUUCCGGAGUGCAAACUCGCCUAAGUUAUUCAGAGUUAUAUGCCACAAGCAAUAAGUAAAAGGCAUAGAUUAAUUACCAAGUCGUGAGAAAAUAACAUACACAAGUUCUAUAAAUACAACAAAAAUAAUAAGUCAUUUAAAAGAAAAGUAGCAUAUUGGAAUAUGUUGCAAGUUAAACAAAGUUUAUCACAACAACCCACAUAUUAGUACCUGUUGAUCUUGCUUGGCUAAACAGGUUCUUGGACUUCUGGGUGAUAUAAAGUGGUGCAUUUCUGCCGGGAGGUUCUUAAUCCACAGGUUCUUUAAUUAUAUGCGGGUGUUUGCUGUAUUGUUAAAUAUUCUCUACCUUUAGUUGGUGCCACAUUAUAUACCUGAUUGAAAAAACGUUGUCGCUGAAGUAUAAACCAUGAACGAUGAGGUUUCAAGGAUUUAUGGGUAGUAGGUUCAUUAGCAAAGCAAAUUCAAAGUUCUUUCGACAAAAGUUUACAUUGUCACGAGAUGCUCGUGCGGAUGCAAAUCCCUAGAGUACUUUGUUUAAGGCAUGCUGUUGUCUUUUUUUUUGUCUUCCAAGAACGCUUUUAGGUCCUAUCUUAUGAUUUUCAAGUGUGCGUUAGCGAUAUGGCUACGCUCUUUAACUGUAGAAAUCUCUUGUGUGUCCAGCACUGGUGAAGUUGUGAGCCGUAAAUACUGGAAACCGUUUUACGUUUUUUGGAAUGCAUUGUCGCGAAAAGCUUCGUAAAUGUAAACAUUUUUGAGAAAAACUUUAAAUUUGCAAUGCUAAUAAAGUUCUACCCAUAAAUCCAUUAGGUCCCAUCGUUCAUGGUUUAUACUUUUCAAGCGACAACGUUUUUUCACUAUCAGAUGUAUACGAAAGUCAAUUUCUUAAGCGUUCGGUUGCUUGUUGUGAAUGGAAAUUAAUCAAGCAUAAUUAUUUUCUUAGGGAACUGAUAAGGACAAGAGUAAAUGUUCUAGUGGUAUGCAUAGAUUCCCGCCGCCUUCAUGGUUGAGAGACAAAUGCGAAGGUCUAUAUCAAAGGGCAAAACCAGGAGAGAGAGGAAAAGAUGGAGGAAAAGGAGGAAAUGCUGGAAAACCAGGUACCUUACACUGUGUCUUUUAUUUUGAUUGAUUAGCUCUCUUGUAAAAUUAUAUCAUGUUUCCCUUUGGCUGUUUUGUCAUUUUUUUUGUCCGUUUUUGCUCGGGCCUCCGUGGGAAACACCCGAGCUUAAAAGUGAGCUCGAUUUUUUUUUCUGACACAAAUCGUCCUCUAGCGUCUUCAGCGCGUGCGCAAGAUCGGAUAUAAGAAUAUACGAAAAUAGUUCAGCGGACUGAAGUAGAGAACGUGGCUUCCUGUCUGAGGUGAGCAAAGCCAUCUGUUUCGAAUUGGUCUGUUUUAAUAGAAUAUAACAAAACCGGACUUACAUGAAAGUUUACUCUAGAAGUAACAAGAUUUUUUUUGGCAUUUCUAGAUUUUUAUUACAUUGCCCAUUGACAGAAAAAGCCAUUCUUUGACUUGGAUUAGGAAACUUUAACUAAGGAAUGUGACCACGUACGGCCACCUUUUUAAUGUAACAAAGAAAGGCACGUGACCCAAGUAGUUAACGUCUGGCAACAAAAUCAACUGUCACGCGUAUCUUUGAACUUGCAGUCUACAUGUUUUGGUAGUUACCGGGGAGUUACUUCUUAGGAAUGGAACCCAACGAAUGAUGUCUUUACCAUUCAAAAUUUCACAAUAAGUGGCAACAAGGAAAUGAACUAUUCUUCCAAAAGUUCUCUUUAUUAGACCAAAUAUCCCUUGGAAGACUGUUUGCGGGUAACGAAGGUUUAUAUUCAUCUGCAGAUUUAUCGCAAGGCUUCUUUUGCCCAUAACUUUUUCUCCACAAUACUAUUAUAGGCAUAAUUGGCUCCGCAGUCGGUAGAGGGUGUGACUGCAGAGCGGGAGGUCGCGGGUUCGAUCCUCGGGCCAGACCAAUACUCAGGGUCUUAAAACGCAGGUACCCCAAGUUCACGAGUGAGAAUCAGUAAAUCGCUGUUGCGUAACAUAAAUAUUAUAAGAGUUUGUAUGGAGACUUACGCGAUUGUUAUUUAGGGGUCAAAAUAGUAAUAAAAGUACAUCAGAAUUUCUUACCUUGUCUCCCUCUCUAAAUUUAUGGUGUUUUCGUAGCAUUUUUGGCCGUUUCAGGGCGAUUCCAGCGAUUUUUGGUUUUAACGUUGUUCGUUAUCAGUAUAUAUAAUUCUCAAAGGUUGGUGACUUGCUGGUGGCGGUCUCGCAUAUCCAUCGAAGGAAAUCAGCCGCAAAUCACUCCAAAUAGUUCAAUCGCCUCCAGACUUAACCCAGGGCACGUUACAAUCCUCGUCUAAUUACUGCUUUUCUUCACUGGACAAAAGCGCCCUUGGUGCGCGAUUAUCAGCUCGCCAAAACAACGACUCUCUUCCAUCGAGAGCCAUCGAUGAAGCUUUGCCACGAAGUUCCGCGCACGGCCGUUGAAAAUCUAACCUUAGCGACCCCAGCCUUGCGGUUCAAGUUACAUGCACACACGGUGGGUGAGGCGACAAUUUUCGCCAAAACAUCAACAUUAUCCCCUACUAGUGUAAAAAAACUGAAAUGUUCUUCUCUGUAAUCCUUAAGGUAACGGGGGCAAUGCCGGCGGUAUGACACUACGCUACAGAAAACAGAUGGGACAGACAACAUUAAAAACCUGUGGGGGGACUGGAGCUCAGCCAGCUCAAAAUGGAAAAGGAGGAAAGGGUAAGACAUUUCUGCAUUUUUUUUUUGUUAGCGUUCAAUUCCACGCCACCGUGGCUUACGUCAUUGUGAUGUGGAAUUCAAGGCGGGAAAUAGUUUUAUUGUUAUCGAAUUGAUAGAUGCCAUUUGCCCUCAAUUAACCAAUGACUGUCCAAUUUGAUCUGUAAUCGUGUAUUCGUGAUUAAACAAAUCGGAUAUUUGUUAAUCACUUGUAUGUUUACAGGCGGAAUUGGACGAUACUCAGGCCUAUUGGUAGUGGUAGUGGUAGUGGUAGUGGUAGAGGUAGGGGUAUUGGUAUAGCGGUAGUAGCAGUAGUUUGUUCACUGUCGAGAAAUUAGAUAUUUCAUCAUCGCUAAGAUUUAAUUACUCCGCAUGUACGUUUUGAAAGUUUUGCAAACGGCAAAUUAAGACAUGAUUAAAGACGCAACCAGUGCCUUAAGAAAAUUAUUACUUUGAACCUUAGGUGGCGAAGGCGGACAGGGAGGACGUGGAGUAAAAUGCCACUUAAAAUCUGUGCGUACGCAAGGGUGGCAAGUUAUAGUUGUUUGCCAAGGAGAAUACACUGAAAGAGCCCGUAAAGGAGAUACCGGUAAAAAAGGAGCAGCAGGAUCGAGUAAGAUAAUUUUAAUUAGAUUCAACAUUGUCAGUUAAUUUCUGGCCAAACCAAGAAUCGUUGUUGUAAACUAAAAGGAAAUCUUCACCAAAUAGUUACUUUUACAUAAUUGUAUACGAGAUAGGACAACAUGCUGUCCAAUUUGGAAAUAAUUGGAUGAAAAAAAAAAAUUCCGAGGACAGCCCAAAUUAAACUUGGCUGUCAGAAAAAUUUUUUGAAUGCAAUUUUUUACAAAUUGGACAAGCAUGUAGUCCUCUCACCUAUUAAUCAUAUAGCUGGUUAGCUUAUCUGGAUUUGUUUAUAAUAAGCGUUUGACAGAAAUUAAGAAUAUUGUAAACUCAAACCGUCUGUAGUUAAAACAAAAACCGACGGCAAGAUUCAAAAAAGAAAAAAACAAAAUUUAUUCUAAUUGUCUGACAACUUGCCAUUCACAAGGCACAAACAACGAAACAACAAUGCAAAUACUUAAUUUAAACAAGGAAACUGUUGAAAAUAAACAGUAUUUGAUACGCCACGAAUGCGGGCUUGUUUCCAAUACAAACUUUGGUCACACUUUUCCUUGUAACAAACAGUAGCAUUUGGUGUCAUACUGACGGCAUUAAUAUAUUCACAACAACAAAAAAGUCAAAAGCCUUCGCCGACGAACCGCCGUCAGCUAACAAGACUUUUCUGGCGCGUUGCCGGUCACAGUAACUUUGUGCUUACCGGCUAUUUUGGAUUGCCUUUCGUUUUCUGGCAUUUGAUUGGUUCAGACAAACUGUAAUAACUACAUACGUUUGUAUUUAAAUAGGUGUGACGUUAAUUACACUUUAUUCUAUUCGUUGAGUGUUGAAUUCCGACGGACGUUUCGUGCAGGCCGUAAGGUUGAAGAGUGCAUAGUUGAGCGCACCAGAUCAGAAUGCCUCUCUAAGGGCCUGUUUACAUUGAGGUGGGGGACCCCAGGUAGGUGAGGUAACCCGCUAAGGUGGGUAACCCGCCUGUCCAUAUAAUCUCUCAUGAUAGGUGGGGUGACCAGCCAAGACAGGUAGCCCGGUCUGCCAGACCGGAUAACCCUCUCAGCCAGGGUCAAAUUUUGCCAUGUAAACGUUUCAAGGUGGCGUAACCUGCCUAGCCGGGGUCGGAUUCGCGAUACUAAAUUCGCUUAAAAUUCACUUUGGCGGUGGCUUUGCAUCAUUAUUAAAGGUAGCAAUCGAAAGCCACAGCGCUGAAGGUUGUAGCAAGAGCAGCAAGUGAGUGUAGGAGAGCAUUAAUCACCAAAAAACGUGGUUUGUCAGCAUUUUGUUGUUUACGUGCUUAGCGACCAUUCAGUAAUCUUGAGAAAGUGUACCCAGGGAUGGCGGGGUUGUAAGGUUGCAUGUAAAGGAGGGAUAUUUUUUACCCCACCUAAGCGGGUUACCUCACCUAUCUGGGGUCCCCCACCUUCUUGUAAACAGGCCCUUUAUUUGAAGAAUUAUAAUGUCUUUUUAAUUUAAGCUGCCAGGGAAAAUAAAAAAAGUUGUAUAUAAUUAUAUCCAACUCUAGCCUAAAAUAUUUAAUUCAAUCAUAAAACAUUUCUUUCACUAUAAUUUGUUUUCUUCAAAGAUUCUCUUGAACCAGUUGAUAGCAUUAUAUGUAGAUGUUUACCUUAGUAUUCAAGGCACCAUUGUCGCACUCGCACUGUUCGAUUUUAGAAGAAAAUCGUAAUGACUUAAUGAAAGCUAAGUGCGUUUAUACUUACCUCUCGUCCCAUGUAACGAAAUCCAAGACAGUCUUGGAUUCUGGAUUCAACACCGUGGAUUCCGGAUUCUAGGUACUGGAUUUCGGAUUCUUCGUCAGUGGAACUUGGAUUCCGGAUUCCAAUCUGGAUUCCUUGAGCUAUAUCGCGGAUUCCAAAGCCCGGGAUUCCGGAUUCCACAAAGAUAAACUUCCCGUAUUCUGGAUUCCACAAGCAAAAAUUUCCCGGAUUCUGGAGUCCGCAAUCCCUUACAUGGGGCGAUACUUCUCUCUGAAUAGGCCUCUUCCGAGUUCAAAAAACCCUCACUUUCAAAAUGAGGCUAGGUGCACAACCUUUCUUGUGAAAAUGAGUUUUAUUUGCAUGAGAAUGAAAAAUGAUUUCCAUAUCAAAGUCUGAGCACCUACCCUCGUUUUGAAACAGAGGCCCGGGGGAACUCGGAAAUGGCCUAUUCACUUUACAUAGUAGGCAACAACGAGGAAAUAUACCUGAUAUUGGCAAAGACUAACGGAUUCAAUUUUUACCGUAAAAUUCCGAAAAUCAUGCCCCGGGGCUUAUGUUUUUCAAAGGCCCUUUUUGAGUGGCUUAUUUUUGGAGGGGCUUAUCUACGGAGGGAAAUUUACGUUUCAAAUCGAUUGGGCUAGCCUUAUAGUUGGAAAGAAAUUUACCGUUUUUAUUUUGUUUUACUUUGUAUUUGGAGGGGCGAUUUAACAGAGGUGUUUUUGCGUUACGUGUUUGGGGGGGCUUAUAGAGCGUUUUCAAUCACGUGACCAGCAUCUAUGCUAAUUCAUUGGAGCAAAAGAAAGUUUUUACAUAAGAAAAGAGUUCAACUCCCACAGGACUGGUUUGGAACACCAACAUGGCCGCCGUUUCAUUCUUUUGGAACACCAAUAUGGCCGCCGUGACGUCAUGUGAAAACGCUUUAUACAUAGGGGGGCUUAUUUUCGGAAUUUUACGGUAUUACUAGAAUCUAUGGGGGAUACUCUUUACCUGGUUUGACUGUGACGGAAGCUUCGCUUUUAACCUUGCCUUAAUCUAUGUAUUAUACAAUAAUAUUUUUCAGCACCAGCCGUUAAAGGAAACGACGGCACUGUCAGCAAGGAACUUAUUCAAUACGGACUUCUGGACGCACCAAGCAAGAAAAAAUUUCCAGCGGAACUCUUGCUUAUCAUAAGAAGGCGAGCUGUCGACUUGUUGCUGGCUGACAGAGACAACCAAAAGGGUAGAGACGCCCUGCGGUUUAUUAAAGAUGUGGCGACUGGAAGAAAUGACGUGGAAGAUAUUAAAAAGGGUAAUUAUUUUGUGAGAGCAGCUUGGUUAGGUCACUGUUCAGGUAGCAACUUUGUUUUUAUUGCUGUUGUUGAUUAGGGUCUGCGUAAAAUAAUAAUAACCAUGAUCAUAUUACACGGUGUAUAUUGCGGGCAUCAUUCCUCAAAAUUGCAUUCUUUGAACUCACAAGCUAACUUAAACAACUGUCGGAUCGAUUAACUUUUGAUCAAGGGAUGGACGACCUCGUAAGAACCAAACGGUCCGCUUUUGGAAAACCUUUUCACAAUUAUUAUAACGACAAAAUCUUACAGAAAGAAAAAGUAAAUUAAUGAAUAGAUAAAAAGAAAAAUUAAAAGUUAAAUUUAAAUAAAAAUUAAAAUUAGAAUUAACUUUAUUCGAAACGUAGACUAACAUUUCUUUAAUUUUCUUGUUAAAUGCUUUAACAAGCAACUGACCAUCCGAUCUCAAAUAAAUAAAAAUAAGAUGAAAUAAGUCCGGUCUUUUAAUGGUAAUUAUCACUUACUGGACGCGGCUGUAUAUCAUACGAAAACCGAAUCCAAUAAGUGUUUUUAGUUACUAUUCAUUCAAAAUAAUUCAUAUUUUAUACGAGACGAGCUGAAACAUAUUUACCUCGAUCGGUGUUAGUUCUUGUCCUCAUUUGGCUGUUUUCUAGGCAAAUUCAGGAUAUGGAGGGAUGUUUAGUCUAGCAUAAAUUCUUCAAUAAGCAGAUGCUAUCCAUUGAGUUGUAUUUUUGCUGUUCUUGCUAUGUUUUUAGGCACUGUUCUCAGUACCGUAAAUAUAGCAAGCAUAUUUUCAUAAUUAACAAUUAUUCCACGGGUACGCGUUGGAAAUGAGUUGGCUAUGAACAUUUCAUAUCCAACAAGCGAGAAUGGAAUAAUUGUUUUAUUAAAAACACCCACAAAAUAUCGCGAAUUGUUCCCUACUUUACUUGUAAAAACAACCGAUUUUCAGCUUGUUUAUAAUUUUGAGCAGACAAGUACAGUUACCAUAUUUGGAGAGCAUGGUAUGAUGGCUCACAACCAUGAUGGCUCAGCCAAUCAGAGCUCUAGAGUUGCAAUAUCCAAUGAUUCAGUUUUUAAUAGCAAUAGAUAUCCCACAAUUUCUAGCGUUGUAUAUAUUACCACUGAUUCUUCCUAUUGUGUGCAUUUGUCUAAUGACAUCUCAGAGUGCGGUGAGCGACCCACUGCCUUCAAUGCAUGUGAAUGUACCGCUAUCCACAUCUGUGUACAGCGACCAUUUUUACCCCUUUAUAUCUCACUGUAUAUCCAUGUGUAGUUUAGGCAGUGAGAAUAUGUUAAUAUUUCGGAUGUGGAAUUUUUAGCUUGUAGGUUUUAUUUUCCUGAUUCAGACCACGUGGUGUUCUCAAGGUAGAACGCCAUUGAGAAGCCUUUGCCUUUUAUCUUUUCAUUAGUUAUGUACGCAUAUGUACGUGGAUAGCGCGACAUUUGAAAGAAACAGUUCUUGGGGUAACCACAUGGUAUGUAGUCUGCUACACAGCCGUUUUUAGUGUCGUCACGCAACGCAGGAGCAUUGCGUGACGACCCUAAAAACGGCUGUGUAGCAGACUACAUGGUAUGCAAUGGAAAAAAACCAUACGAGCUAAAAAGGUCUGUUGAUUUCAUUACUUGUGGUAGCUUUAUUGGAACUGCUGUUAGCUAAAGAUUUCUAAUUCUUGAAGAAAAUUUUUCUACUAUGGGUUCGGUUAAAUAAGUGAAGCUACAAAAAAGCUUUGCGUCGUCGUCCAAGAAAUGGCAUAAAACCAAAAUAUUUUUUAUGCACAGACCAAAAACGCAGUUAAUUUCAGCACAAGACGUUUGAAUGUCUCUUCAAGAAUAGGUAGAUGUUUUCAUACUUGACCAACACGACCAAUACAUUGAAUCAUUCAUUGUUAAUCCUAUUUCUCUUAGACGCAGAAAGGAAACUUGCCUUCUUAGAUGUAGAAGGUUUUGACAUAUUUGGAAAGAACUCGCUCUUUGCUCCCCUUAUCAGAUGGGAAACGUUCUACGAAGAUAUCGACAACAUAACGAAAGCAGCCGGUGAUUAUGAAAAAGCAUUCAACGAUAUAAUUACUAGCGUGAACAACAAAAAAGAUUUAAAGCAGGUAAAAAGUUACUUCUUUGUAGCAACCGUGUAAAAAUGGAUCAUAUGGACGAAUACUCUGUAUAUAGAUGAGCAAUUAGUGCCAGCAAUAAUACUGAUCAAUUUCUUCAAGGUGAUCGUUUGAAUUGUCAUACACAAGCAGUGGCUGAUCUAUGGGGGUUCUGGGGGGGGAGGGGGGGGGGUUGUGGCUUCUUAUUUUAGAUCAAACUGAGGCCAACAGGGCCAAAGGAAAAAAAAGGUUUAUCUUCCCUCGUAUCUCAGGGACUGAAUGAGCGGGCCCUCAACUUACUUAAUGAUCUGACCGAAUCCGCCACUGACUAGUGCUUUAUGCACUAACGUUACAAGAAAAAAAUAUAAUGUUAAAGUACUGCUCGAGAACGUCAAUUUGAAAGCGCAGUUCAUAUGAUCUUAGUUCGCCAGUUUGAAGUUUAUAGCCAUCUUGCACGGCACAAUAUUUGGCACACCACGAAAGUACUGUUCAGUAACGUUCAACCAUCGUCCACUCAUCUCCAGAAAUACAAGAAAGCUUGUAACCUUGAGAUUAGAUCAAUUUUUUCGAAUUUUCAUGUGACUUCAUGCUGACAGAAUAGACCUUAUUCACGAUACCCGCCAUCUUUGUAAGCGUUUAAAGACAGUGGGCAAACAAAAAUAAUAUCUGCCGAUACAAUAAAUCGCGUUCGACUUUGUUUAUUCUAGACAACAGAAAAUGAAGGACUUUUUAUUCCUAAAGACGAUAGUGGCAGAUAUAUGGGUGGAAAUGAGCAUUGCUACUUUUUUUGGAUGCGGUACCAGCUGUGGAUGUUCUCACAGCAAGUAAAAAUGACGUAAAACUUGUCGACACUCGAACUGUAUAUUUUGCAAGACUAAAGUCGUCGUCUCGUUCUAAGAGAAUAAGCAGACUCGACCGCGAUUACUCGAGUUGGCUAAUUAUAUCAAUUGUUUCCCCUUUGAAAUAACACGUGACAUUGAUUUUAUGCAAUCAAUCCUUAAGCGCGUACUAAGAUGACAGGUAUCGUGAAUAAGGUCUUGCUAGUGAUUGCGUUUAGGUGAGGAUUACAGCUAGGGAACACUUCUUAAUGUCUAUCAGAAGGAGCAUGAAUCUUAUUAACUUGCAAUCUUGGGAAAGCUCUGAAACCUCAGCACCAUACAUAAAUAAAAAAAAAACAUAAAAGGGAAGAGUAAUAAUAAUGAAAAAAUCAACCCACUUGCCUCACCGGGAACCUGUCUUACUCAUUCUCUUUUCUACGACAAAGACUUUGGGCCGGUUGAAAAUAGCCUAACUGCUCGUUUUCUUUUGUUACUUUUUUUUCUUUUCUUUUUUUUAGAUGGCGUCUAAAUUUUCAGAUGUAGCGACUAGACAAGUAACAGCGCAGAGAAAUCGGCUUAUUGCGGCCAGAAACGUCGACGAAAGUGAAAAAAGGAUGUAUAUCAAGGUAUUUUUGUGCCUGAAGGACAGCACACUUCUUAGUUCAUGUUGUUAUACACAGUCAAUUAAUGAAUACUGUGACUUUUGUUAAAUAGAAUACAAAAACUGAUAUUUUUACUACGAAGAAGACCAAUCGGGGUCUAUGGAUCUUAUGUCUUCCUUUUAAGUUUAAGUGCAUUUUAGUACGCAGCGAUCAUUGAACUAAAUGCACAGUUCAGGUGAGACACGGAGCUCGAAGCAAAUAUUUAAUCGUUUUACGUACAAUAUUCGGGCUCGGUUUUUUGGCACUUUUUCAGCUUUUUGGUAUCGUGAUUACUCUAGAGACCCUAAUCCUUAAAAUUGAAACCGGCUCACAUAAUUAUACCCUGCGAGCAGAGUCUCCUUCGAUCUUCAUAGAUAAGUCGGGACCUCUUCUCGACUUAUCUAGGAAGAUCGAAGGAGACUAGCUCUGCUCGCAGGGUAACAUAAUUAUGGCCUGCACCAAUUAUGAAAAGUGAAUGUAAACAUUACGUAAACAAUCCGCGACAGACAGCACGUCUCCAUGGUUAUCCAUUAAAGAAAAGGUGUUUUGGAAGCUAGCGUUCUCUUUUAAGAUAUAUAUGUUUUUAGUAUAUACUAAAACAGUGAUGAGUGUUUUUCGCGCGCUCUGAUUGGCUACUCAAUCAGUGAAUAUCCUGCACUAUUCACUGAUUCACCUCCAGUUCCUCCGAGCGAGCGACGCCAAACUCGCGUAGGUUGCGAGCAAAAUGCUUUCCCUGUUUGCUGCCGUAACAAACAAAGAAAUUUCACAACUAAUCAAGCAAGCUAUUUCCGAAAUACAUGAAGAAGGUGACGAAGUUCGGUUUGGAAGUUUUAACAGGAAAAGCGUUGUCUUUUUGACUUGAAUAGUUAUCGAUAAAACCGGUGAAAAAGUUUUUUGUUGACAAAUGCAAAUUAAGCUUAAGUCUUGCGUUACUUUAUUUAGUUGACUUGUUCAUAAAUAAGCUAAAAACUAAAUUUACUAGCCACUACUAGCCACCUCCACUUCGGUGAAUAAUUUUUAUUUAUUCAAUACAUUUUUUUUCCACGAGUAUACUCUACAGUUGUGUUUGUUUCAUUUUCUUCUGUCUUUAACUACUAUUAUUGCCAUUCGAACAGUGUGAAAAGUGUUUCUUUUUCAAAUGAUGAGUUAAAUUCAGGGCUUUUUGAGAAAGGACUUUUCCUUGGUUGAGUGUCAAAGUAGCCCUACACAAAACUUUUUUUGUUUGUUUAAUUGUUUUUGUUUUUUUGUUUUUUUUUUUUUACUAUGGUGGGUGUUUGAAACUAACAACUUAUUUCUCCCUUAUUCUCCCCCCCCCACCCUUUUUUUUUUUUUUACCCUUAUUUCACCCCUUUUCCCCUUUUUCAUUUUGUGUUUUUUUUUUUUUUUUCUUCCCACCCUAUACAUACAGAGGAGAGUAGAUGAUGAUCAAUACUACCACAAACAGAAGAUUUGUUACCUGCAUUUUCAUACACAUUUUUUUUUUUUUUUUUUGUUUUUUGUUUUUUUUUUUUUUUUUUUUUUAUUUUUGGUUUUUUGAUAUUAUCAUUUUUUUUUUUUUUUUUUCCCCCCCCCCCCCACUUUUUUUCUUCUUACACUGAUCUUCACACGUUCUUCCUGUUUGCCGUUGGCUUAUCGUAUCUCUUCUUUCUACAGGCCAUAAAGUCAGAGGAGCAGAGAAUGAUAGGUAUACUAACAAGAAUCAUGAACUUGUUACCUGAAGCUUAUCAGAAAACGAAGAACAAGUUAGACGCAGAGCAGUUUUUGGCAGUUCUUCAGGGAAUCACUGGGUUCUCAGGAGCUGUAGCAGGCGAAGACCCCUUUGCAUUUAUUGACUCGGCUGUCGGUAUAAUGGAUUACGAAAUAAACAAACCAUGCUUCAAAUCACUGGGCACAAUUCGCAAAAAUCUCAAGAAAUGGAUCACAUUUGGAAAAGAGUACAAACCACUCAGCGAUUCUAGUGACUUAAACUUUGACAAAGUGAAGGUCUCCGCAAUCCCCGAAGUUAUGAAGGUAUAUAUUUUCUCAAAAUCAUUAAUUAUUCAUGCCGUAAAAAGCCAGUAAAUGACGACCAUUUGGUUCAGGUGGAUGAAUCUUCAUACCUAAUGAAACACCAGAUAAAACACAACCAGGUUUUCAUCUGAGAUCAAACAUAUUUUUUAUCUGAGAUCAAACAUUUGCAUUUUAAUGAGAUGUAACACAACUCAUGGAACAAUGCAAUACCAGAGAAAACGGGUUUUGCUAAAAGCAGGCCUGCUGCCCAGCGGCUCGUGGCCCACGGCCCGCGGCCCGCGACGGCCCGGAGGCCCGGAGGCCCGGUGGCCCAGUCCUCAUUUUGCGUUAUUUUUUUGUCCAGCGGUAAAUCCACGCGCAUGCACAGAUCUGCAUUGGGUUUUGGCGUGCAAAAUGGGCGACGGUGAGUUUGAAUUCGUUUACCAUUUAAAAAGUCGUCGUUGUGGUCGUCGUCGUAGUUGCUUAAGCUCCCUAAUGGUUUGGCCCUACCAAUUCUAUCUUCAUAUCAAUGAACUACUGCAAAACAGAUGGCAUUUCCUUUAAGUGGCGUGGCCGCAGUGAUAGGCAACUUUAGGUGAUUUUUCCGGAUGGUAACGACGGAAGUGCAGAUGGUAGGUAUUACUGCCACUUGGUCUGUGGCGACACAACAUUUUGUGGCCAAGGUCAAUUGGGUAUAUUAUUUCUUAACUUGCACUACUUUCUUAACUUUUUUUUCUUUUGUUUUUUGUUUCUUUGUUUUUUUUACCUGGCAUAAAUGUUGCUGUUUUUGUUGUUUUUCAUUCAGGCCAACUUAGACAUAAGCAAGGAAAAGCUGGCUGCUGACUUAGUUUGUUUAUUGGAAGAGGCUGCUAGACCUCGGGACGUUGCCCCGCUGAAAGCGGAAAUGGAGUCAUACUUCAUUGUUGGAGGGGCACGCAUUGACAUGAUAGGGAAAGUUGUAGAAAUUGACAAUAAUAUAGGAACCAACAACUUUGAUAUUCCACUUCUUGAAAAGACUGAAAAGGGAAUUAUUGCGGCUGGCAAGUCAAAAGGUAUGAGAAUCGAUUUACACCAGAGUCAACGUAUGAUGCUUCGAAGAAGGUCCUUAGCCAUUCUUUCACUUGCUAAAAUGCAAAAAUUAUAUCGUACUGAAUACUCUAAAUUGGUAAAUAAAUCAUUUAAAACAUUUUGCGAGCGUUUUGGGUUGCUUGAAGACCAUUUUGCCGGAGUCCUUACUGCACUUUCUACUACUACUAGCUGAAGUGCAGUGCUUGUGGUGAUUCUGAAACGCAGAACGAAGGCGUCAGAAUAAUAAGGUCGCUAGACUACCAUUCUGCCAAUAAUUUUGAAACUAAGUCUAACUCUACAUGUAUAUUAGACUGCGAGCAGUCCCUUAGGAUGGUCACGCAAGCGAGGAAAGCGCGAGCGAGAAAAUCGAGCGAAGCGAGCGAAAGCCGAGGGGCCGCGAGCGAGGAAAGCGCGGCCAAUUCGCUCUCUCCAGUCCUGCCAAGCUUAGACUUGACUGACUGAAGAGGGACUGCUCGCAGUGUACAUGUAUAUGGCUUCCGUUUUCACGUGAACGAUGUACUAAAAUCAACAGAACAGUCUCUGGGGUGGAUAUAUGUUUAACUUUUUCAAAAGUAUGAGUAUUGAUCUGGUGUAGCCAACAUGAAUGCACGAGUAUUUUUACGCGUUUACAAACUUGUGGUUUUUCGCAGGUACCGUCACCCCAAAGAAACAAAGGAGCCAAACAAUAGAGUUCUCCUGAGAGCUUUAUUGUUUGGUUGUAUUGGAGACUCAAGUAAGAGGGUCUUCAAUAAGUUUUUCGGGAUGCGGGAUUUCCCUUAUUUGAGGCUCAGGAUUCGGGAUUUUAAAGGGAAAUCGGGGCGAGAUUUGGGAUUGAAAGUUUGCGCGGGAGGUGGGAUGCCAAAAGUAACCCUCGGGAUUACGGGAUUGCCCGAAAAAUUUGGGUCGGGGUUACAGGAUAGAAAAUCCCUAUUGGGGACCCUCAAGUAACUAAAGCUGAAAGCUGAAGUAACUUGUCAUCGCUCCCAGUCGUUUUUCGAUCCUCACAUUGUAAUAAUAUUGUAGCAAUGUUGUAGUUUUUACAAUACCAACACUGUAACUAGUCCACUUACCAUCCGUGCCCUCCUGACAGGUCAGGUAUAUAUGUUUUUAUUAGACUAAAAGGUCCGUUGUACUGAUGUGAUGAAACUCUCCUUCACUGGCAUAAAAGUUUGACCUAAAAUUGUUCAUCCCUUGGAAAUAAUGUUAAAUUUGUUAGUUUUAGCGUUAUGUAUAGCUACUAACAAACAAUUUUUCGCGUUUGAAUUGAGGUGGCGUGUUAACCACGGAACUCCGCCAAACCUUCGCAGACAAUCUUCUCAGCACAUACAAACAACUGGAAAGGUCAUUUAUGAUCAAGCUCUAUGAGCUGCACAAGGCCCUUGGAUUCCAUACACUGUGGAACUUAAAUGACUUAAUAGGCUCAUUCCGACGGAUUGCUUCAGAGAGUGCACUGGGCGUUGGGCGACUUAACGGAGCGGUGGAACUUACGAGGGAACUUCAAACUCUGUCCGGGGUUAUAGGAAAAGCUCUAUUAUGUUUCACUAAACUGAAAUAUACAACAAAUGUCCAUAAAUGGAGCUUUGACAAGAACAGAAACAAAAAGGUAAUCAUGUAAACAACGUCACAAAGUCGCUCGUUUUAUUAUCAUUAUUAUUAAUUUUUAUAUAUAUAUAUAAAUUUUUUGGUGGCUAUAAUGUGUAACCGCAUCUGUUGCAAGUGGAAAAACCUCUUGUUGACAACCAGAUGAAACUAAGCUGAAACAAGAACCUUUGGAUCCGCUGAGAAAAUGUUGUCUAACAUGUUAACUAAACCGGCUACCGUAAAAUUCAAAAAAAAUAAGCCCCUCCAUGUAUAAGCCCCUCCAAAUAUAAGCCCCCCAAACCAGUAACGCAAAAAACCCUCCGUUAAAUCGCCCCUCCAAAUAUAAGCCCCAGCGUGCUUGUACUUGGAAAAUUGCCCACAAAUACAAAGUAAAACAAAGCAAAAACGGUAAAUUUACUUCCAACUGUAAGGCUAGCCCAGUCGAUUUUGAAACGCAAAUUUCCCUCCGUAGAUUAGCCCCUCCGAAUAUAAGCCCCUCCAAAAAUAAGCCCCUCAAAAAGGGCCUUUGAAAAAUAUAAGCCCUGGGGCUUAUUUUCGGAAUUUUACGGUAUGUUGCUUACUAAGACGCAUAAACAAUGCAAUGCAGGGUCCACAAUACAAGGCGGGGGUGGUGUAGUAUUUAGAAGCGAUUAUUGCUAUUUCACUUCGCCAAUAUUAUGCUUAAUGACACCACAGGCGGCCCAGACUCUGUGGGAGUUCGUUAGUUUGGAAGCCUAAUUAUCGACGUUUAAGAUUUUGAGUUUAUUUCUUAUUGUUAGUACAACUCAAAAUCCUAAACGUCGAUAAGCAAAGAGACAGUAAAUAACAAAACAAAACCACAAGGUGAGUCAUCUUUAUUUCUAUUUAAGUCAAAAAAUGAAUUUUAGGACGAAUUUUGUAUUUUUUCAUACAUUCUCUUAUAUUAAUUCAAAGUCUAAUGAACUCCCACAGAGUCUAGGCCGCCUGUGAUAACACGCGUUUUAAAAUGUUUCUUGGUGUUAGCUUAAUAGUUCCGAUUCAGAUUUUAUUCACCUCACCUGGGAUCAAGUCAAUAUAAACUUUAGAAAUUUUAGUUUAAACUGUACCUGUAGUUUCAAAGUUAAGAAAGUCAGUUAUCAAUUACGUUAUAUAAGUUUUGUUUAACUGGUCCCUAGUGGCUUUAUGCAAUUAAUGACAGAAGUCAUGACAUUGUUUCUGACUCUCAAUUUCGUACCCAGAUGUCUUGAAGACGAAGCCGACAAGAGAUCUGGGCUCGAGAUUAUCUGAUACUGCCAAACGUCGUCCUCUAGAAGAUUGAUUUCAGCCAAGUCUGAAGACGUUCAGAUUACAUGCUUUAAUGUUAUUUUUUGCCACUGUUAGAAUAUAACGUUAUUUCUAAAUUUUGCAGAUGUUUAAAGAAAUCCAACAAGAAGGUUACACUAGAUUCGGUAUCAGUGAAGAUGAAAUUUGCCCCAGUUGUUACAACGCGCGACUUAUUAAGGUAAGAAUAUACAUAUAACUCAUCAUUUAUUCCUUGUUCUUGGUGUUGUUGAUAUUUUUGGAAUUGUUUUUUUUUGUAACACAGAAACUAGUUUGCAGCGUUUGGGGUUACCUUUACAAUGAUAUUUUUGAGACGCUUUUUUUGUACAAUCGUAUAAACAUUCUAGUUGUCUAUAUCACCGCCUGGUCAGCUCGAUUGGACAAGCGCCGGUCUGCCGAGCGGUAGGCCACUGGUUUAAAUCACGGCCGGACUAACACUCGCUUCCUUACAUGGAACACAUUAUCACUCCCAACGCUGCCGACCUAAUCUAAUUAAGCACUUGCUCUAGACUUUUGACAUUGUAUUGUUGCGUUAGAAUGAAACUUUAAAAACUGUUAAUAAUUCGGCAGAUGUACAUCGAACUCUACGGUUUUGAGCAGCAAGAUACAAUACCUGACAAAAUUCAUCUCAAGGUGCGCCACCUAAGCGGAGCUCAUUUCCUGGCAGGUGACAAAAAGAUUAAGAAUUACCGCCAGCCAAUAACUGACUACAGGAAUCUCAAGUUCGAUCGAUUUACCAUCAGCAAUGACAAGAAGUGUCGUAAGAAAAAGAAACGGGGGAAAAAUUCAAGUAAGCAUUCAUAAUAGUAGUUUGAUUUUAAUUCAGAGUUUUGUAACUAAACCACUCCUUUAUUCGUAUUAAUGACAAUAUCCUAAGGCCCAGUUCAAACGUCGAGUUUCACAUGUGCCGAACUUAAUUCCUAUUUUAGUCGACUAAAAUAGUUAAAUACGGUAUUUGCCGUUCAACCGUCGAAUUUAACUCUGUUCGCUGUCAAUAUUCCCAGUUAAAAAAUAAUAAUUUACUAAAAUUCAUGCAUUAAGUUCGGCACAUGUGAAAUGCGACGUUUGAAUCAGAAGUCGUUCCUAAGUCAAAUCUUCGACUGUUUCGGUCGUAGAUACGGCAAACGUCGCAUGUAAUUUAAACAGUCGAAUUUAAUUGAUUCAAACGUCGCACUUCACAUGCAUUUAACUCUCGCGUUAAGUUCGGCACAUGUGAAAUUCGACGUUUGAACCGGGCCUAAGGCUCCGUCCACACAAUGCCGGAUAAAUUUGAAAACGGAACUUUAUUUUUCCGGUUACGCCUUCCGUCCACACUAAUCCGCACAAAUCCGGAUAAAUUCUCCAUCGAAAACGGAACUUUUCGAAAACGAUCUCCAGAUCUAGAGUGGAAGAAUUUAAAAACGCCGGCUAGCCGUAUUAGUGUGGACGGAGAACAUUUUGACAGCGGAACUUUUCGAAACAGGCGACGCUCGGCGACACGUCAUGAUUGUCAUGUGAUUUCAUUGCCCGAGUCUUCCUCGAUCAUAAAUCCAACAAGGUGGACGACGAGAUCAUAGAUUUUUUUGUUGUCCAUGAUAUCAAGUUUAAUUGCAUGCUUGGAGUUAAAUACCUCACUUUAUAACAUGUAUGAGAGAAAUCAAAGGCCUUCGAAGUUUUGUAGUCGCCUGUGACAUUCAACAACAAUUUCACCUCGUCAUCAGACCAUGAAAAGUAUUCGGUUUUGUUUUUUUCUUCCGCAGUAUUCUUCUUAUGGCUUGACAUGCUAGGUAAAUUAAAAAAGAUAAUAACCUCUUUCGCGUAAACAACAACGUUCAAAUAUGGCAGGAGUAAGGAGAAGUCGGCUGGAAGCCGACUUCUCGGCGGGCUCAAUGCCUUGAUAUGCGCAGGCUCAAAGGUGCGUUUAAGCGUUUUUGACGCCUCUGAUCUUUGUAGUGUGGACGCAGACAGAAGCUCAUAUGGGCUCCUGACGCAGAACACUUUAUCCGUUUUCAUGUGUGGACAGAAAACUUUUGUUUCGUUUUCAUUGUGAGAGGUCCGUUUUAAAAUUUAUCCGGUAUAGUGUGCACGGGGCCUAAGUUCAUCCCCUUUCUACUAUACUUGUAAAAAAAGGGACAUUUUACUCGAGUAUAUAACAGAACAAAGGGAAUAGGAAGCAAUGGCACGCAGGCUGUAACUGAAUGAUCAAUUCAGUACAGUCUGUGGCACCUCUAUCAGGGGACACCCUCGAGAUCAGGGCAAUUAUCCCCUGAAUAGAGGUGUUCCCUUAAUGGAAUUUGGGCCGGAAUUUCGUUGAUAAUUAACCAACAAAUGAAAUAUUUUUAUUUUAUUGUACCUCGGAAUCUGCUACCGUCAUUAUUUUUCAGCAGUUAGAUAAUGUAUUUAUAUAAAAAAAAAAUCACGAUUAACUUAUCUCUGCGAUGUUGUGUGUUGAAUUCCUACAAGUGCAGAACAUCAAUUUAAGUGAUGUAGCUCGUGUAGUGAAAGUUGUUUCCAUUGUGACUGUUAGUCACUUUUCAAGUGCUAAGGUGUCCCCUGAAUGGAGGUUGAAUCCGGCAAAAGUGCCCCUUUCCUCUGUAUAGAGGUGUCACUUCAUUAGAGCUAACAAAUACAAUGAUUAUGUGAACGUUUUUUUGGCGUCAAAUUUUGUGUCCCCUGAAUGGAGGUGUCCCUUGAAUAGAGGUAUCCUAAAGGAAAGGUUCCACUGUAUUAGUUUAUAAAGAAAGGUAGCAAUUAUCAGCGUGCACAGAUCAAUGAAAAAAAUCAUUCUAAGUCGACAGACAGUGCGUAUUCUUCGGGAAAAGAGAGAUUCCUCAUAAUUUCUUAGCGCCUUGAUAAUCUGUUAUUCGGUUCAUCUUUAUCAUCCUUCGACUAGAGUAUUCGCUCAUUUUCCUCAGGGAUACAUGUAGUAAAGCGCACAUGAAAAUCGCCACACAUUCACUCCCUCUAUUAUCCCUGAGGAAAAUGAGCGGCAACUGUUAGACUCUAACAUCCCCUGUCUUAGGGUACUGUGUCGAAAAGGAUGAUCGUCGAUGGGAACCGAUGUGCAGCCACUCCUUAAAUGGUCCAACCGAUUCUGGCUUGAUGAUGGGAAAAGAGGAGUGUACAAGUCCUUCUGGUUAUUACGAGCUGUUUAUUCCUGUGGACAAGAAUCUAGACUGCAGUGCCACUAGGAUGAAAGACACCAACUGCAAAGAUCUUGACGUGAGUUUCAGCUCCUGAAAAUUCUCGUACAGUGCAUCGUUAACGCCCGGCAGGUUGUUAAACGUUUUUAAUAGCACCAAAGCGGAGGUUUUCUUGUGGUCUUAGUUUCCUGUUUUAAUCGCAGAGGGUUAAAUCCCGUUUGUUUGCUUUAGAGUGGCAGUUCCACCGCCAAUCGGGUUAAUCUAUAUUAGUUUUGCCCCUUUGAACUUUGUUGAAAUAGGCAUCUGUCUUUUACAAAUCAUUCCACUGCAUUUUCGACCGUCGUUUACGAGAGACAGCGUGGCCGAGUGGUCAACGCGUCGAACUCGGGUUCGAGUCCCGAGCUCCGACGACUCGGCGGAUUUCAGUUUAAGUCGCUUGGGGUUCAACUCCUCGGCAGUGCAUGCAAAGGGACUGCGUAACCAGCUGACUACGUUCUUCUUGUUGGGUUUUUUAACCCUGUCAUGUUACAGUUUUGAGAAAAAAAAAUCGACAACAUUUUUUAAACCAAAAGUUUGAAAUCAUGAAACACAGAGUUGAGUUUAUGAUAAUGCGAGAAAACUAUUACAACAUAAUAAAGAAACGUGACAAUGUGUGACUAUAAAUUCGACUAUGUGUUUCACGAUUUCAAGCUGAAGAUGACAGUUAACAUGUCUAAGUAUAAAAGUAUUGGCUUUUUUUUGUUUAUUUGUUUAUUAUUUUUUGUCUAAUUUAUAAUUAGUCUGCUGCUCUCCAGACCCUAAUGUAAUGUUUAAUUAAAACACUUGUUGCUAAUUAUUGAAGAGAAAUGCUUAUAAAAUUUCUGGAGCUGUUAAGUUCACUUCCACUCUAAUAAAUCCAAUUGCCAUAUUUUGUUUAUUAUUUCAUUUUAGCUGACGAAGUUCACUAAGAUGAACGUUUGGGUGUAUUACUUGUACUGGUCGAACAAGUAUCCUGUCGGACCUGAUGACCCCGUAUGUCGUGUUGCAACGAUAAAACGGAAUCAAACAGAGAUCGUCAAACAGCAGGUUCCUGAUGCCCUAGAAGAAGAUAAAGAAUGA
Molecule: messenger RNA, 20562 nt
Organism: Porites evermanni
Lineage: Eukaryota; Metazoa; Cnidaria; Anthozoa; Scleractinia; Poritidae
Source: the annotation of a GenBank genome assembly